Molecule: messenger RNA, 922 nt
Organism: Vigna umbellata (rice bean)
Lineage: Eukaryota; Viridiplantae; Streptophyta; Magnoliopsida; Fabales; Fabaceae
Source: RefSeq, a predicted model, not a curated record
CACAAUGAUUUUUCAUCUUCAAUCUCUUCUUCUGAUUUUUAUGGCCACUUUGGUGCCAACAUUUAUGAUCCCUACCUUUGCUCAGCUAAGUCAUGAUUAUUAUGACCAAGUUUGCCCUCAGGCAUUGCCAAUCAUAUACUCACUUGUAAAGGAGGCAAUUCUUCAUGAAAAACGCAUCGGAGCAUCCUUGCUGCGUUUGCAUUUCCAUGACUGCUUUGUUAAUGGCUGUGAUGGAUCAGUGCUGCUAGAUGACACACCUUUCUUCUUGGGGGAGAAGACUGCAUUCGCAAAUCUGAAUUCAAUCAGAGGAUUCGAGGUGGUUGAUAAAAUCAAAGCAGCAGUGGAUAAGGCUUGCAAACAUCCUGUAGUAUCAUGCGCAGAUAUCUUGGCUGUAGCUGCUCGUGACUCUGUAGCCAUAUUGGGUGGUCCACAAUAUUGGUACCAAGUGUUACUAGGCAGAAGAGAUGCAAGAAAUGCAAGCAGGGAUGCUGCGAAUGACAAUCUUCCAGCUCCAUUUUUCAACUUUCAACAGCUUCUUGCUAAUUUCCAAACUCAUGGACUAAACCUCAAGGAUUUGGUGGUCCUCUCCGGUGGCCAUAGCAUUGGAUUAGCAAGGUGCAUUAACUUCAGGGACAGGAUCUUCAAUGACACCAACAUAGACCCCAAAUUUGCUUCCACUUUGCGUGAGUCAUGCCCUCGAAGAGGAGGAGACAAUAGCUUAGCACCCCUUGAUGCCACUCCUUCAAAAUUUGACACCACAUACUAUAAAUCUUUGUUGUACAAAAAGGGUCUCCUCCAUUCUGAUCAAGAGCUGUUCAAGGGUGAUGGUUGUGAAAGUGACAGUUUGGUGAAACUAUACAGCAAUGANCAUAUCAAAUUUUCAUAUAAUUGGUACAAGUCAGAAGCUAAUAGCAAAAUUUGA